CCCCGCCCCACGCGCCCCUGUCCCGCAUGGCCUGGAACACCGACCUCCGCUGGCGGCUGCCGGCCGUCUGCCUGGCGCUGCAGGCGGCCACGCUGGUGCUCUUCGGUGUGUUCGCGCGCUACGACGCGGACGCCGACGCGCGCUGGUGGGGCGCCCGGAGCCCCGGGAACGGCUCCCGCGACCUGGACAACGAGUUCUACUACCGCUACCCGAGCUUCCAGGACGUGCACGUCAUGGUCUUCGUGGGCUUCGGCUUCCUCAUGACCUUCCUGCAGCGCUACGGGUUCAGCGCCCUGGGCUUCAACUUCCUGCUGGCGGCCUUCGGCAUCCAGUGGGCGCUGCUGAUGCAGGGCUGGUUCCACUCCUUCAAAGAUGGCCACAUCCUGCUGGGCGUGGAGAACCUCAUCAAUGCGGACUUCUGCGUGGCCUCUGUCUGCGUGGCCUUUGGGGCAGUCCUGGGCAAAGUAAGCCCCGUCCAGUUACUCAUCAUGACGUUUGUGCAAGUGACACUGUUCUCGGUGAAUGAGUUCAUGCUUCUCAACCUGUUGUUGGUGAAGGACGCGGGAGGCUCCAUGACCAUCCACACGUUCGGCGCCUACUUUGGGCUCACGGUGACCUGGAUCCUCUACCGCCGCAACCUAGAGCAGAGCAAGCGGCGGCAGACUUCCGUGUACCACUCCGACCUCUUUGCCAUGAUUGGCACUCUGUUCCUGUGGAUGUACUGGCCCAGCUUCAACUCGGCCGUGUCCUACCACGGGGACGCCCAGCACCGCGCCGCCCUCAACACCUACUGCUCCCUGGCGGCCAGCGUGCUGGCCGCGGUGGCCGUGUCCAGCGCGGUGCACAGGAAGGGCAGGCUGGACAUGGUCCACAUCCAGAACGCCACGCUGGCCGGCGGCGUGGGCGUGGGCACCGCGGCCGAGAUGAUGCUCAUGCCCUACGGGGCCCUCCUCGUGGGCGGCCUCUGCGGCGGCCUCUCCACGCUGGGCUUCGAGUUCCUGACGCCGUUCCUCGAGUCGCGGCUGCGCAUCCAGGACACGUGUGGCAUCCACAACCUGCACGGCAUCCCGGGCAUCGUGGGGGCCAUCGUGGGGGCCGUGACCGCGGCCUGUGCCACGCCCGACGUGUACGGGAAAGCGGGGCUUGUCCAUUCCUUUGACUUUGAAGGUUUAAAGCAGAACUGGACGGCGAAGACACAGGGAAAGUUCCAGAUAUUUGGGCUCCUCCUGACUUUGGCCAUGGCCCUGGUGGGCGGCAGCGUCAUGGGGCUCAUUCUAAGAUUACCUUUCUGGGGACAAGCUGCGGAUGAGAACUGCUUUGAGGACAGCGUCUACUGGGAGAUGGAAGAAGAGAAGAGCAGGGCCUUCCCGGAGGACACCACCCUCAAGCCCCCGGCACCUACAGGACCCUCGGGACCUUCAGCAUCCCUAGGACCCUCGGCAUCCUGACCCGAGCCGGGGAGCAGCAGGCGCGGUGUGGCCUGCAGGCCUGUCCCCCCACACACACCCAGGAGGCUGAGGAUGGAGGAAGAGGCGGGUCCUCAAGGGAAGGACUGCCAGCCUGGGGGCGUGGUGGCCUGGUCCUGCACCGGAGCAGGGAUAGAGUGGGGCCUGGGCCUCAGGGUGGAGGAGGCCUCUUAGCUGUCGACCACCCUCCCCUGCUCACCCCCAGCCAGCACCCCAGGCUCCCUGAGGCCCCAGGCCUCGACGCCAUGUAGGAGACAUCCUGUGAAUAAAUGGAGAUGAUCUUUCUA
Molecule: messenger RNA, 1753 nt
Organism: Dipodomys spectabilis (banner-tailed kangaroo rat)
Lineage: Eukaryota; Metazoa; Chordata; Mammalia; Rodentia; Heteromyidae
Gene: Rhcg
Product: Rh family C glycoprotein
Exons: 11
Coding region: 27-1448 (473 amino acids)
Biological process (GO): ammonium homeostasis; ammonium transmembrane transport
Cellular component (GO): apical plasma membrane; basolateral plasma membrane; plasma membrane
Molecular function (GO): ammonium channel activity
Source: RefSeq, a predicted model, not a curated record